Messenger RNA from Adineta ricciae, 558 nucleotides. The record is from the annotation of a GenBank genome assembly. NCBI's taxonomy places the organism in Eukaryota, Metazoa, Rotifera, Eurotatoria, Adinetida, Adinetidae.
AUGACCAAGCGACGUCAUACUACUGGGGUUUGUGCACCAUCUGCACCAUUAUCUGAAACGCAAUCAAGUGCAGCACUAUCUGAUCAACAAUCCACUAUAUCAUCUCGACGAUCAUCAACAACAACAUCUACUGGUCAACAAUCAACCACAUCAUCUCGAUCAGCAGCAGGAACACAAUCAACUGGUCAGCAAUCAACCACAUCAUCUCGAUCAGCAGCAAGAACACAAUCAAUUGGUCAACAACCAGCCACAUCAUCUCGAUCAGCAGCAGGAACACAAUCAAUUGGUCAACAACCAACCACAUCAUCUCGAUCAGCAACAGGAACACAAUCAACUGGUGAACAAUCAACUGGUCAACAAUCAACCACAUCAUCUCGAUCAGCAGCAGGAACACAAGCAAUUGAUCAACAACCAACCACAUCAUCUCGAUCAGCAGCAGGAACACAAUCAACUGGUCAGCAAUCAACCACAUCAUCUCGAUCAGCAGCAAGAACACAAUCAAUUGGUCAACAACCAGCCACAUCAUCUCGAUCNAGGAAUCUAUAUUUGCAUAGUUAG